Messenger RNA from Pocillopora meandrina, 2542 nucleotides. Lineage: Eukaryota; Metazoa; Cnidaria; Anthozoa; Scleractinia; Pocilloporidae. The record is from the annotation of a GenBank genome assembly.
AUGGUCAAGGUGGGGUUUGGAAACGUGAAUCUUUCCAGAGCUUGCUUCCUGUGGUUCAUGUCUGAGACAUUUGGUGCUAUUGGGGCUGGUGCGACAUUUCUAAAUUUGUUUUGUCUAAGUGUGGAACGAUACACUUGCUUAAUGUAUCCACUGAGGUACGAAGCCAUUGUUACAAAGAAUCGUGUGUUAUUUGUUGUGCUUUCCUGUUGGAUCUUCAUUUCAUCUUCAGCACUGUCGCGAUUCGUAGAAUCAGGUUUGGGUUUACUUGCGCACGUGAUCAUCCCGUUGCUUCUGGUACUAAAUUGCUAUUUGCAUUUGAGAAUUCUUCUCUUAGCGCGUCAUCACAAGAAAGCGAUCCGGGAUAUCAACCGUAACGUGACAUCCAAUCAGGUCAGAAACCUGGAAGUGACAUCGAGAGCUAAGACAGCUCUAACCAUGACAUACCUGUUCGCCUUGUACCUGAUAUGUUACACUCCACUUUUCUGGUGCUUUGUUGCCAUAACGAUAGAAGGUAAGAUCACAACAGACUUGCAUGUGAUACUUGGUGUCGCAGCCACCAUUGUGUACAUCAAUUCAUCUCUUAAUCCAAUAUUUUACUGCUGUAGAAUGCGGGAAAUACGGAAAGCUGUCUUCAGACUUUUGAAAAGUUGCAAAGGUAACCGAUAAGUAUUGAUUAGUGACUUGGAGAACUGAAACUGUGUUGGUUUAAAUGUCAAGAAGUUGAAUUUUCGGACAGAGUACGUGGGGGACAGUCAUUCACAACCUCCUCCCCCACAUCCGUCCAUUCAAAUUCAAUAUUUCAUUCAAAGGAAAAAAAGGAAAAAAAAGAGAAAGAGAGGAAUAGAUAUAGCUUAAAAGGAGGAGGAUUGAAAAGUAUUGCAAACGGCGAACUAGAAGUUUUUCUGUAAUUUAUUUCCCUUUGGCUCAAACUGUCACUUUGCUCCGUUUUCAAACUUUGUUAAAAUAAUUAUCUCCAGCACAGUAAUGGCUCGUAGGUUCAGGAACCGGGAUUUCAACCAAGAGAAGUUGUCAGCUACAUACAAACAGUAACCAAACUCUCGAGGCAAUCUUGGUAAAAGAUUGGGAACUAUAAUUGAUUAUCUCACACUGUAAGCCUGGGAAUAUCGAUCGUUUACGGUGCAGUUGUCUGACUAUUUUAUGAGUGUGCUAAAUUUGCAUUCUUUGUGUUUCUCAUUUCUUAAACUAAACGCAGUAAUACCCGCAGAUUUUUGUCAUAUCAAUCCCUCUCUCGAAAAGAUCUUUUCUUCUCUCUUUUUCAAUUCAGGCCCACACAGACACCUGCAAAAUACGAUCACGUUCGCGAAAAAUUUAAAUGAAAUUUGUCAAAAAAUGUGAUUUGUAUUUGUUUUAGAUUUUCUUGCUGCCCAUAAAUACCUUUUGUAAGUGUUUCUCUUCUUCAAAGUUAAUUAACUGUUUUCUUUUAAACUGUUCUCUUAGUACAUUCCUCACUUGCUUUCUCAAAGAGCAAUGUACCAUUGGUUAUUAUUCAAAAUUUGCAGCAAAUAGUGUUUUCCAUUUUUACUACCGAGUAACAAUGUUUCUAAAGAAUAAGAUCAUUAAUACAAAUAUCAAUAUCUUGGUUUGUUUUUCAACCUUCACUUUCUCAAAAGGAUACAUUUUCCAAUCAAACAAACAUAAUUUAACUUAAUUUCCUGCUUUAGAAAUGAAAGUUAAUGGAAAUUUUCAAAGAGGCAUUCCUAUCUAUAAGAAAAUAAGCCAAAUUGUUUUGUCACCUUGAAAGGUGUAUUUUGCCAAUUCCUCUUAAGUUUUCAUAUCAGUUUAUUUUGUUCUAAUAAACCUUUAUCGAACUUGAAAUAAUAUUUAACCAGGGCUGUCUUUUCGCUAUCGAAGCUUCGGCAAAUAAUUCAUUCGUGCCUCCCUAACUGAUAUCGUUUCACACAUGUUCGAAGGCCCCGUCAAUAGUGUGGUAAGUUCUCCUAAUCAAAAAACAGAUAACUCGUAAAGGCAUAUAUAAAAAACGACAUCGAUCAAAUAGUUUUCAGUCUUCAAUGAAAUUCCUCAAACGCGCUGUCGACGAAACACCUCAGUGGUGAAAAUAAGGGGAAUAUUUAUUUGGACUGAGGCGAGGUAGUGAAAUAAAGCGCACUUACAAAGAUAAUUGCAAAUUUAAUUAAAGGUACAAACACAAUGAGGAUGAGAAGUUUUUUGCUUGUGAACUCGUAGAGUUCAGAGGCUUUUUCUCAAAGCUAGAACAUUCAAGGUGGUUAUGGGUAUUGAAAAGUCGACUUGUUCACCGUUGACAAUUGUUAUCAACAUUAAUUAAGAGACAUAAAGUACAGAAAUGAACAACAGCUACAGCUUUUACGAAGCUAGGAAUUCGCUAAAUCAUUCCCUCGAUAGGAACUGUUACUGCCUUGAAAUCAACCUCGAUGUACCUCUAUACGUUUUUAUCGUGAACAUAACAGUUUCCGUUAUCAAUGGAGUAUCAUCCGUUGUGGCAAUGAUGGCGAAAAGCUUAGUACUUGUUACCAUGUGGAAAAAUCCCUCCCUUCACAGAUAA